Molecule: messenger RNA, 888 nt
Organism: Porites lobata
Lineage: Eukaryota; Metazoa; Cnidaria; Anthozoa; Scleractinia; Poritidae
Source: the annotation of a GenBank genome assembly
AUGACGGGAGCCUACGAGGGGAUACAGAUUGCAAACUGCGCUAUUAACGUGCUGUUAUCGUAUACAGCCAUCACACUCAACACAAUAACAAUACUGGCCUUGAGAAAAACUUCAUUAUCAAGUCCUUUGAAGACACUGCUCCUAAGUCUAGCUGUCUCAGAUCUCGGCGUUGGUUUGUUGGUCCAACCUCUGUACGUAGCCUCUUUUGUCAUGGAGAGCGAAGGAAACUCUUCUGCAAGUUAUAAUUUCGUAAUAAAAUCGUACGACAUGAUUGUGGUAUUUCUCUGUGUCGCUUCUUUCCUUGGUGUUACGGCUCUGAGCGUUGACAGGUUCUUGGCCAUUCAUCUACAUCUUAGAUACCAGGCAAUCGUAACACACAAGCGAGUCGUCGCUUCCGUGGUCUCCAUUUGGGUCUUAAGUGCAGUUAUUUCACAAACUGCUCUUCGCAUCCGUCAAGUUACCUUUCUCAUGUUCGGUACAAUUUCAGUCAUUUGCCUGAUUUCCUCGGCAUUUUUUUACUACAAAAUAUACGUUACUGUGCAACGCCAUGCAAAUCAAAUUCAAGUUCUGCAACUACAACCACGGCAAGGAGACAACGAAAUGGUUGAAUAUAACGCCAGACUUAAAAAGGCUGCCAUUGGAACAUUCUACGUUUACCUUGUGUUUUUAAUAUGUAAUUUACCAAACACAUUGUUUUUUUUGAUACCAAGUAAUCUAGUUCACCAAAGUGCUGACUUAGGGACAAUUCUGUCACUUGCAGAUACUCUAGUUUUUCUCAAUUCAUCUCUCAACCCACUGAUAUAUUGUUGGAAGAUGAGACACAUUAGACAGGCCAUCAUGGAGAUGCUGCGAAAGAUUUAUUUGGGACCCCAACACUCAUAUAAUUAA